Molecule: messenger RNA, 1800 nt
Organism: Adineta steineri
Lineage: Eukaryota; Metazoa; Rotifera; Eurotatoria; Adinetida; Adinetidae
Source: the annotation of a GenBank genome assembly
AUGACAAUGUUUAUUAAUGGUCUCAAAUAUAUCACACCAUGUCAAAGUCGAUUUAGUCGUAAACCGAUCGAUGAUGUUGUUACUGAACAAUAUAAAAAUAUAUCUACAAUUGCAUUUCAAGCAUUAGAACUAAUCUUUCAUAGAUACCAAUCUAAAAAUGUAUCAAAAAAAUUAAAAAUUCGUGCUCAACGUGAAUAUAAAAUCGUUCAAUAUGUUCAACGUCUAAUACGUCAACGAUCAUAUAUUGUUAUACGUCGAACGGAUAAGAGUAAAGUAUUUUAUAUUGGCAAAGCAGUUGAUUUUGAACGUAAAGCAGAAGAAUAUAUGUUAAAAACUGAAGCUUAUGAAGAAAUUAAAAAUGGUCGUUGUCCUUUGGCCGAUAAUUUACAUGCUGUACAAACUCUAUUCGAUUAUCUUGUAACGAAAAAGGCUUUAACAAAAAAACAAUCUAACCGAUUAAUUCCAAAAUUAAAUAAUUUAGAAUUAGGUCAUUAUCAUGGUAUACCUAAACCACAUAAACCUGAAACACCACUACGACCUAUAGUAGCCAGUAUACAUGCACCUGCAACAUUGGCAUCAAAAUUUUUGAAUGAUAUUUUAGCACCUAUCUAUUUGAAAGUUACUCGUAAAUAUACAUUUAUUAAUGAUAUAGAUGUUAUUCGACAACUAGAAAAAUAUGCUGCAGAUGGUUAUCUUACAUCAAGAACAAAAUUUAUUACUAUCGAUGUUGAAAAUCUUUAUACAAUGAUACCAAGAGACGGUGCAUUAACAGCAUUAGCUCGCUUUUGUGUCAAAUAUUGUUAUCAAGGCAAAAUUGGCACAUUUACAAUUGAUCAUAUAAUGAAAACGGCUCGUUUAAUUUUGGAUACAAACUGUUUUGCUUAUAAUAAUAAAUAUUAUAAACAAAUUCGUGGUGGUGCUAUGGGCUCAGCAUUUACACAAGUUUUAGCAAACAUAUAUUUAAUGGAAUGGGAACAAGAUUUAAUUGAACAUCAAAUAGAACAUCAUGGAGUCUAUGGAAGAUAUAUCGAUGAUAUUUUCAUGACAACAAAUAAAUCCAUCGAUGAAAUUAAUGUUGAACUUGAAAAAGCAAAACACAAAGAUAUUAAUAUCAAAAUUGAACAUAAAAUAAGCGAAUCUGUUCAUUAUCUUGAUGUCAUCAUUACAAAUGAAAAUGGUCAAUUAAGAACAUCUAUGUUUCAUAAACCAACUGCUGAACCUUAUAUUUUACCAUGUGAAUCAGAUCACCCACGUCAUAUACAUCGAAAUAUUGGCUAUGCAGCAUUAUUACGUGCUGCUCGUAUCUGCUCACAUGUGAAUGAUUUUGAUUCAGAAUGUGUUCGUAUUGAUCUAUCAUUAUUAUUAAAUGGUUAUCCACCACACUUCAUUACUCAACAAGUCAAUCGAUUCUUUUAUUUAAACAAUGCACUACCUGUAUUACAACAAUUAAAUGAACACGUGUAUUCUCAUCUACAUCAUAAAUUAUUGUAUCAACCAACACUUCGUGAGAAAAAAUUUCAAGCAAUGAUGGAAGAUCCAAUUAAAACACCAUUAGUAUUACAACCGAAAAUAUGGAACAAAGAAAUAAUGUAUCCACGUUAUUUAUUUGAUACUUCAUUGACAAUCAGCUUCCGACAAGAAUUCACAAAUUGGUGGAAAACAUAUUAUGCAUUUUCCAAAUCACCACUUGAACAAAUUAAAGUACGACUGAUUCCUAUUACUGGUCGUACACUUGAAACUUUUUUCAUACAUAAAAAACCUCCACGAGCUAUGUUAACCAAAAUGGAACCAACAUCUUGA